Trichobilharzia regenti is the source of this 3468-nucleotide messenger RNA. The record is from the annotation of a GenBank genome assembly. Lineage: Eukaryota; Metazoa; Platyhelminthes; Trematoda; Strigeidida; Schistosomatidae.
ACAUACAUACAUACCCAUGUACAACUUCUACACAUGAGUAAGUAAGUCGUUGAGACGUGUUCUCUAUGCACAAAAAGAAGAAAAAUGUAAAAAAACAACUCAAUUUGCCAUGAACUCAAAUAAUAUAGAGGAGAGAGCCUUAACAACAACAACGACGACAACAACAAAAAACACUAACAUCAUGAAGAGACAAAUAGCCUUUACCACUAAUCAGUACAAAUAAGCUUGCGCCAAAUAGGAAUGAACUGGAAGGAUAAAGCUAGGAGUGUGUCAUUGGAAUAAUAAUAAUAAUCGAUUAAUACUUUGCUGCUCCCUAAACCUGCACACCUACAUGCAUACACCUUGUUCAAAUAUAUUCAAGACGUAAAAAUAAUGCUAAAAACGAUGACAGUGAUCCUAGCAACUAACAUAUGCUCAUUAAAGGUUAUCUUGACUUAUUGUCCUUAUAUUAUGUUGCUCUACUCAGUAGUACUGAAUGCUGAUGAGAGAAACUCAUCAUCUACCUCAUUGCCUAAAAGUUAUUCAAAUUUAUUUAACCGGUUAAAUUGUACAGUGGAGUAUAGUAUUCAAUUGAGCAUGAAACCAGAUAUUCAGCAUAAAGAGGAUACACAGUUCCCGCAUACGCCACAAUCACCAGUGCUAAGUGUAGGCACAUAUCAAUGGAUUGAAUUAACUUGUACAUGUUGUUGUAUAUAUUCAGAUUUAUGGAAACGUAUCACGAACACACAGUUAAUACAAUCAUCGUCAUCAUCAGCAUCAACAACUAGCACUACUCAUCCUACAACUCAUCAAUCCUUAGAGCAUAAUAGUAAUAAUAAUAAUAAUACAGAGACAAGUAUGACAACUCUACUGUAUAAGAUUACAUCAUCAAAUGAUCAUGUGAUUGCUUUAUCACUAUCGAAAAAGACUCAUUCUAAUCGACAUUUACACCAUUGUGAUAAUACAACUACUAUGUUUAAUGAAGGUAGUAAUUAUAAUAGUUAUUCUUCUUUUAUUAUUAUAAUAAUUAUAAUUCUAUUUGUACUACAUUAUAUAUCGAAGUGAAAUGUAAUGCACCGAAUGGAUUUUAUGUACACGCAGAGAAUUUAGGUCAUAGUCGGAUAACAACCACAUUAAUAUGGAUGAAUAGUACAUCAAGAAAACAGGUGGACAUGUUAACAAAAAUGUCUGAUUCAUUUGGAAUAUUAGACGAUCAGCAUUAUAAUUAUGAUCAACAGAGUAGUAGUACUACUACUACGACGACGACGUCGAAAACUACAACAAUGACGACGACAACAACAAUAGUGACAAGUCCAGGAUAUAUGAAACAACAUCAAAAACAAUUGCAACAACAAACUCAAUAUCAAUUAGCCAAUAAACUGGUCAAUAAUCCAUUAGAUUCAAAACAAAUAGAAAUUACUGAGGCAGGGAUCUUUGUACCUUCAUCUUCUGCUUCUGAUCUACAAUAUGAUGACAAUCAUAAUAAUAAUAAUGCGUUGAAUGGUACAUGGAAAGCCUAUCUAUGGUUAACAAUUUUAUUAAGACCACAAAAAUUCUAUCUAGCUUCAGAUUGGAGUUCAGCUGUAAUAGCUUUUAUGCUUUCUCUAUCGGUCGGUUGUUGUGAUGAUCCAAUCUUAGUAAGGGAACAGUUGCAUGAACCAAAAUCUAUAUUAUGUGGGAUAUUGUGUCAAUCACUUAUUAUUCCAUUGCUUGCUUUAGGUAUUGGAAUUGUCUACGCGUUAGACAUAGAUCAAGCCUUUGGUUUAUUUAUGAGUUCAACUAUACCGGCUGGUGGAUUGGCCUACUUAUUGACUUAUCUAAGUCAUGGAGAUAGACAGUUAUCUGCAGCGUUGUCAUUGGUAUCAAGUCUAUGCAAUUUAGUGAUCACGCCGAUUUGGGCAAUGACAGUAGGCUGGUAUUGGUUCAAUCGUCCGAUAAAUAUUGGUAAAACAUUUGGCUGGUUAUUGCUUAUUGCUGGAGCACAGAGUUUAGGCACUUUAAUGAGAGGAUGUCGACCUGGUCUGGCACGUGCAAUCUUAACCUGGGUAACCAGACCACUCCUGUUAUUAUCUGGUAUACUACUGGUUACCCUGGGGGUGUAUAUUAAUCAUUAUGCUUUCAAUGAAGUAACACAAAGCUUAAUUUUAGCCUUAUUAACAUUGAUAACUUGUGGAUUUGCAGUUGGUUGGCUAGUAGGCAUACUGAUAAAACAAGGGUGUACAGGAUCACGAACAUUAUCUACGGCAUCUUCAGUAUUCAAUGGUCUAAUAUGCAUGCCAAUGCUUAGAACAUGUGUACACGCACCAGAAGGUGAUUUGGCGGCUGUUGUUGCACUUUGGACAAUAUUUUUUGCACCUAUUCCACUCGCAUAUCAUGCCGCAGUUACAAUUAUGGAGAAAUGGUUAACAAGCUACUUACAAAAUAGAAGAAAAAAACGUGAAGAAGAAAAUUGUAUGGCUGCUAUGAUCGGUGGGAAACAACAUGAAUUCAGUGCGACUUCUGUUGCCGCCGUGGCAGCUGCAGCGAUUGCAGUAACACCUGCUAUCGCAGCUGGAAACCAACACCGAACAAGCAAAAGCAAAACCUCCACGACAUAUUCACAAGAGACAAUGAAUAAUGACGACUACAAUGGAAUCAAUAGUCCGCCAAUAACAACGACAACAACAACAGCAAAGAAAACCUCUUCAGAUACUGUCACAACACCGACUAGUUCUAUGGAUCAUCCUUUAGAAUAUGACAACUAUUUAGACACUUGUGGACUACAUGGAGUGCAUAACGUGUACAAUGAUCAUUUCAAAUCAAUUGAUGAUAAUGAAUUAAGGCUGAGCAUAUUGGCGGCUAACAAUGAAAUAAUGCUGAAUAGCUAUAAACAUAGACCGCCAACAGUAUUUGAAGGACAACAAACACGUGUUAGAAGAGCUAAUUGGCUCACAGAUCCCAAUCAACAACAACAACAACAACCUGAAGAAAUGGAUGAAUCUGCAGAAACAGAACAUCUGAGAACAUCUCAUCUAAACGAUCGUGUAAAUGCUGAUUCACGAAUGUCUAUCACGCAUAACAACAGUGAAGUCAUUUCAGAACAGCAACAACAACAACAGCAAAACGAUGGUGAGGAUCCAUCAAAAACACGAAAAACAGGAUUAAAAAGAUCCAGUGUUCAGCCGACUGUAAAAAAUGUAGCAGAAAAAGAUCAUCGACAUUCUGUUCAUGUAUCGCCACCAUAUACAAACCUUUGAUCCUGGUGAGAUUAUGAGUCAGAUUCAGUUUAAAAGAAACAAAAAGAGAACAUAAAUAAUAACAAGACAAGGAAAUCAUCACUGGUCAUAACUGUAGUUAGCAAACUGUAAAGAUAAGUGCUUGUGUAGUAAUUAAUGGUUUAGUAGUUUCUCACAAAUAUGACUCUAUUUCUUUACUUUUUGCUGGGAAAACCACACUUAUUUAAUUUAUUUCUGAUAAAAAUAAACGAUAUAUAUACAUAUAUGCAUAAAU